Acaulospora colombiana is the source of this 218-nucleotide messenger RNA. NCBI's taxonomy places the organism in Eukaryota, Fungi, Glomeromycota, Glomeromycetes, Diversisporales, Acaulosporaceae. The record is from the annotation of a GenBank genome assembly.
GCAAGAAUAAUUCGAGGGAGAAGUUUCCACCUUACGGACAAGUCAGCUCUAGCACAUUCCCAAAACAGCACAAUGCUCCAGAAGUGUGCAGGAGAAGGGAAGCGCUCACCUUCAAAAGGACUGCCACCAGGACCAUCGAUCUUUACAUCGAAAUAUCUCAGAUUGCCACAAGACCAUUAUGGACGAAAUAUCGGGGCAUUCACCAAACGCAUGGUGAG